GAACAUGGUUAAUGCCAUAAAUAAUAGUUGAGCUAAGAUAAUUGCGUGGGGCCCAGUAUACCAGCUUGUAAUCUUUAGGUUCCCUCUCAUCGUUGAAUUCUUCUUUGGUGAGAUCUGAUCUCCUUCCUCACCUUACUGUCACCGGAAGAAGAGAGGAGGGUCCGACUUCUUUUUCCAUUAUUAUUGUCAUUAUUUUUGGUUCUGUGUACAGAUUGAAAGGAAACUGUGAAGAAGAGGAGAAGAACUGCAAGACUUCCUGAGAUCUGGAAGUUCUCACUAACUGAAUACAGAUUGGGGAAUGAAAUAACAAAUGGGGAGGAAAGGCAGCUGGUUUUCUUCGAUAAAGAAGGCUUUCAGCCCAGAAAAGAAAGGAAAGAAAGCGAGUAAAUCAAACAAGAAAUGGGUUGAGAAAGAACAGCCUCUGGUUCCAGAAUCUUCUAAUCAAGAAACAUCCAAAGCAUCACCUCCGAACCCACUUCCUCCGGUGGAAGAGUUGAAAUUGGCAGAAGACGAGAAAGAGCAGACAGUACAAUCUUACUCGGUUGCAAUUGCUACUGCAUCAGCAGCUGAAGCUUCUGCUCCUCCAACUGCUCAGAUCGCUUCAGAAGUUGUUCGGCCUACGCCAGCUCACUUUGCCGGCAAAUCAAGGGAAGAAGAUGCCACAAUCAAGAUUCAGACUGCUUUCCGAGGAUACCUGGCUAGGAGGGCAUUGAAGGCUUUAAGAGGGCUUGUGAGACUAAAAUCACUUGUUAAUGGGCCUACUGUGAAACGACAAACUGCAAAUGCUCUGAAAUGUAUGCAGGCGCUUUCUCGUGUACAGUCACAGAUACACUCUAGAAGGAAUAGGAUGCUGGAGGAAAAUCGAGCUCUACAGAGACAACUUUUGCAAAAACACGCAAAAGAACUUGAGAGCUUGAGGAGAGGGGAUGGAUGGGAUGAUAGUAUACAAUCAAAGGAGCAAAUUGAAGCAAGCUUGCUAAGCAAGUAUGAAGCUGCCAUGAGACGGGAAAGAGCAUUAGCUUAUUCGUAUUCUCAUCAGCAAACCUGGAAGAAGUCAUCAAGAUCUUCCAACCUAUUGUUCAUGGAUCCGACCAAUCCUCAGUGGGGUUGGAGCUGGUUGGAACGAUGGAUGGGCGGGAGGUCUUUGGAGCCCCAGAGCAUGUCGGAGAAAGAACUUAAAAACGACCAGUCAUCUGUGAAAAGUGGUGGUGUUAGCAUUAUCGGGGGAGAAAUUACAAGGUCAUUUGCGCGUCAUCAGCUAAACAAUGAACAACCUUUUUCACCAUCGAGCCAAAAGCCCGCAUCAACCCACCAUUCACCCGCCACUCCUGCAUCCAAGCCGCCUGCCUCUUCAAUGGCUGCCAGAAAAACGAAACUACCAAGCCCAAGAGUGAGCGCAACGAGCCAAGAUGACGACACUAAAAGCAUGCUCAGCAUCCAAUCGGAGCGCAAUAGGAGGCAUAGCAUUGCAGGGUCAUCGGUAAGAGAUGACGAGAGUUUGGCGAGCUUCCAGUCCAUACCAAGCUACAUGACGCCCACCAAGUCAGCAAAGGCAAAAACGCGCUUGCAAAGCCCAUUAGGCGUGGAGAAUGUGACUCCCGAAAAGGGAUCAGCGGGCUCCGUGAAGAAGCGGCUCUCGUACCCGCCUUCACCAGCCAGGCCAAGGCGACACUCCGGCCCGCCAAAGGUGAACAUCUCCACUGUUAACACAAAUGGGGAGACCAACUAAAGUGUUCUCACUAAAAUGGUGCUCUAUAAGUAUGUUAUGUUGGUUGAUUUGAAUUCAUAUAUUUGUAUAACUUCCACUUCUCUAUAGAAUUGUACCUUAUAGAUUCAUUGUUGUUUGGUGUCUGGUUCCAGACAAAGAGUCAACAGAGUUCAUUGGACUACAGUCUUCAUAUUUUUCUUUCUUCCAUUGUUGGGAUUGUAACAGUUCAAGAAACCAUCUUUUAUUGAUUCAGAUUGAUUGUAUAUCAUUGUUAUAUUGUCAAUGUACCCAAAGAGUUUGACA
Molecule: messenger RNA, 2011 nt
Organism: Ipomoea nil (Japanese morning glory)
Lineage: Eukaryota; Viridiplantae; Streptophyta; Magnoliopsida; Solanales; Convolvulaceae
Product: protein IQ-DOMAIN 1-like
Exons: 6
Coding region: 311-1729 (472 amino acids)
Molecular function (GO): protein binding
Source: RefSeq, a predicted model, not a curated record